Molecule: messenger RNA, 1665 nt
Organism: Mercenaria mercenaria
Lineage: Eukaryota; Metazoa; Mollusca; Bivalvia; Venerida; Veneridae
Exons: 2
Coding region: 105-521 (138 amino acids)
Source: RefSeq, a predicted model, not a curated record
ACAGCUGUUUUUUACAAGGAUCAAGUAACCAUAAUCAAAGAAUUGAGCGUUGGUGGGGUAUACUUCGGAAUGAAAAUGUUCAGUACUGGAUAGAUUUUUUCACAAUGCUGAAAAGUACUGGUGAUUUCAACGGAAGCUUCCUUGAUAAGGCUGUUCUGCAGUUUUGUUUCAUGGACUUAAUUCAGGAAGAACUUAACUCUAUAGUUAAACUGUGGAAUAACCAUCGUAUAAGACCAUCAAGCAAUCCAAACCAACCAUACGGAAGACCAUUUUUGAUGUAUCAUUGUCCUGGUAUGUUCGGCUGUCAGGAUUACCUUUGUCGUACAUCUGAAGCGCAGGUGAACUUGUGUCUUGAGGAAAGUUUUCAAAAGGGAAAUGUUACAUGUGACGAAACGGUGUUUGAACUGUGUACCAUCAUCAUGUCGGACCAUAAUAUGAUGCCUGCCAAAACAGCAGACGAUGCUGCACUGCUUUACCAAUUUCUCCGACGGGAAAUAUUAAAUGAACGUCACCAGGACUAAACCUAAAUGCAAGACCAACCAAUAUAAGGCGAAGUCUGUCGACGCACAGGCUACUCCGUUAUUUACAAGUUAUUUUAAACAAGUUGACCAUGUUCAUUUGUAAAACAUGAAAAUGACGUAUAACUGUUAACUGAUUGUUGUAAACAUAUUAAAUAGUGUCUUUAAAUCAAUUCAUUGUUAAUCUCAGUAUUAGCAAAGCAGGAACAAUUUCAAUGUUUAACAAUUUAAAGAACCAGUAAACGCAUCUAUUGUAACCCUUUGCUCAUGUGCGAGAAUUGAUCCAAAAGUUCGUGGAUAUUAGUUAUAUAUUUAAUAUUAACGGACGUCAAUAUAAACAUUUUAACUAGACUAUUCAAAGAAGAGGGCUAUUGUACUCAAUCCAGGCGUCGAUGUAGCCGUCGCGAGUUAUAUUUAAGAAAUGAUUUAUAGCAAAACCCUGUUUCAACACAAUUUAUAUACGCCGAGCGUAAUAAUUUUACGAGGGCGUAUACCGAGAAAAUAUUUCAUACGACAUAUAAUCUGCGGAGUGUAUAGUGUUCAAACACAGCUUUGCUAUGAACUAUUUUGAUUCUAAUAUGUCUGUUGUAAAAUUUCAUUCAAAUAUGAUAGAACUGUUUCUUUGCAUAUAACUGUUUCUCCUUUUGAAAGGCUUAUUAAAAUCAUCUCUGAACAUGCCCGGAUCCAGGGACGGGUAGAUGGUGCCCCCGUCCCAAGUUGGCUGAGAAGUGACCUAUACUCAUCAAAGAUGCACCAUGUACUGCAUGUACUUGCACGCAAAACUUUAACCAGGAUUUUCUAAGUCCAAAGGGGGCAUAAUUUGGCUAAAAUGCAGGUCAGAGUUAUGGGACUUGAUGCUGUCAACUAGUUUUAUAACCCCAAAGACACAUGUGAAGUUUCAAUUCAAUAUCUGCAUUAUGAUGGGAUAGAAGUUUAAUUGAGAGAAAGCUAUAUUUAAGCCUGUCUCUUGUCUGUGACUGAAAGCUCUUCUCCAAGAGAGAUAUCUUCUUUUGAAAUAUCUUUUAAGGUAAGGAAAUUAAUUAUACAGAUAGCUCUUUAAUUAAGAUACAAUUAUCAACAAAAGUAGACUCUCUCUCUCUCCCUCCCUCUCUCUCUAAGAGAAAUCAAAUAAAAUUUAUGAUAUAUC